Molecule: messenger RNA, 834 nt
Organism: Beta vulgaris subsp. vulgaris (sugar beet)
Lineage: Eukaryota; Viridiplantae; Streptophyta; Magnoliopsida; Caryophyllales; Amaranthaceae
Exons: 1
Coding region: 1-834 (277 amino acids)
Source: RefSeq, a predicted model, not a curated record
AUGUCGAACCUUACAAAGCUUGAAUUUGCGGCCCUUGAUAUUACUGGAAAGAACUAUUUGUCUUGGGUGUUAGACGCUGAAAUUCACCUAGAUGCAAAAGACCUUGGUGAUACAAUCAAAGCAGGCAAUAAAGCAACAAGUCAAAACAAAGCUAAGGCUAUGAUAUUUCUUCGCCACCACCUCCAUGAAGGUCUUAAGAUUGAGUACUUGACCGUGAAAGAUCCACAAGUCCUUUGGAGUAAUCUAAAGGAAAGGUAUGACCACCAGAAAACUGUAAUACUACCCAAAGCUCGUUAUGACUGGUUACAUUUAAGACUACAAGACUUUAAGUCUGUAAGUGAAUAUAACUCAGCUAUGUUCAGAAUUACUUCACAGUUGAAAUUAUGUGGAGAGAAAAUCACUGAUGCAGAAAUGCUAGAGAAAACAUACACUACCUUUCAUGCGAAUAAUGUUGUCCUGCAGACACAAUACCGUGAAAAGGAAUUUAAGAAAUAUUCUGAACUUAUAUCUUGUCUCCUUGUGGCUGAGCAAAAUAAUGAGCUACUGAUGAAAAAUCAUGAAUCACGUCCAACUGGUUCUGCUCCAUUCCCUGAAGCGAAUGCGACAUCCCAUAAUGGGAAAGAAAAAUAUCAUGCCAACAAUAGUGGACGUGGACGUGGACGUGGACAUGGAUAUGGAUAUGGACAUGGUCGAGGUCGUGGACGUGGACGUGGAUACGGAUAUGGUCGAGGUCGAGGCCGAGGCCGAGGUGGUUAUUUCCAGAAUUCAUAUUCCCACCAGAAGGGGACAAUAAAGAUGAUAACAAACAAGAGAAAGAUAAAAAUGAGAACGUGA